Messenger RNA from Phragmites australis (common reed), 819 nucleotides. RefSeq lists its product as uncharacterized. Lineage: Eukaryota; Viridiplantae; Streptophyta; Magnoliopsida; Poales; Poaceae. The record is from RefSeq and is a predicted model, not a curated record. Bases 1 to 819 code for a protein of 272 amino acids. The transcript is spliced from 2 exons.
AUGGCUGAACGUGAGUAUGGUCCCGUGGUGGGGAGCAACCAGAGUAUAGGGGCUUUCUGGCAGAGGAUCGAGACCUUUUUCCACGAGUACAAAGACUUCCAUUCCACCCGCAACAAGAAGUCUCUGCAGGGGAGGUGGACCUUCAUCAACGGGAUGGUGCAGAGGUUCUGCGGCCAUUAUGCUAAGGCCGUCCGUAAUAGGAGGAGUGGGAUGACCGAGCCAGACACGAUUGCGGCGGCAUGUCAGAUGUUCCAAUCCGUGGAAAAGAAGGAGUUCACGUUGCUGCCUUGUUGGGUGGAGUUGCGGCAUCAUCCGAAGUGGCAACCCGAGGCCUCCCGCAAGAUGCAGAAGACGUCCGCCGUUGGUAGCCCCGCAUCUAUGCAGCACGUCGAGUCUUGUCCCGGGGUGAACGAACCCGACGGUGCAGCCGCAGGGCCUUCCAGUGGCGGCACACGGCCGAAACGACCACCAGGCCACAACCGCUCCAAGGAGGUAGCUUGCGGUUCUUCGUCCUCAAACUCAGCAUCUGGGCCGAUGAUUGAGAUUUUUGACCGCCAGAUAGCCAUGAAGGAGAAGGUUGAGAAGGAGAGGGCUGAGAGAUUUGCUAAGAUGAUGAGAAUAGAGCAGCAGAGGCUGAGGCUAGAGGAGGAGCGUGUACAAUUGGAAAAGGUUAAUGAGGAGAGGGAAAAGGUAAAGGAGGAGAGGGAGAUAAUGAACAUGGACCUUUCGCAGAUGGAUGAGGACCAGCAGGCCUACUACAAGAGCCUUCGGCAAAGCACUAUUGCUGCUCGCCAUGCUGCAUCUAGCCCAUCCGGCUAA